CUGCGCCAGCGGGGGCACGUCACUGGUGGUCUUAUUAAAAAACCUCGCCAUCCUCCGCGCACUGGACAGACCCCGGACCGCAGCCGCCACUUGAAGAGGGAAACCCUCCAGUCGCAGAGAGAAAGAGGGAAAGGAAAGGAAAGAGAAAGAAAGAAAAAAGAACUCAUCUGAUCACGUAGCCUAGCUGAUUGCUUGUUACUGGUUAUCACCAAUCAUGGGAACCUGCACCCUGAUCCUUAGUUAUGAACUCAAGGCUGGAGUUACGAUGGAAGAUGUGUGGACUGUUGUUCCCGAUAUUCUGGCUCUUGCUCUGUCGGACGCUCUCAUUGUUUACCCAAACAACAUUACAAGUCCGUGUGAAGAGGACAACGUGGUCUUCGCUGUGGGUUCUAAAGGAAGAAGUUACGCUACGAUAUACUAUCAUAAACAAGGGCUGCUAACAAUGAACGUGGAACACCCGUGCCAGAAGGACGACGAGAUGUUGCCACUGAGCAAACCUUAUGACCUGGAGUUCAUACGUAUCCUGGACACGAGGAUACAAAAAUGUCUUGGAGAGAUGUGCGUCCGUUCCAAAAGCCUGUACGUGCCAGUGAGAAGACCAUGCCGACUGCCAAAGAAUUACACAGAGCUUGGGGACGAGCGUCUGACAGAGACGGACUACACGGAACUUGUUUAUGAAAAAACUUCCCCCUAUCAGGUCAUCCGCAUCUUGCAGUCACGUGUGUACGGCCGCGUGCUGACGCUUGAUGAUGACGUCAUGAUUGGUGAAAGUGACGACAUCUACAACCAGACAGUGCUGGGGGUGAACCGUGGGAACAACUAUGAUGGAGCGUCUGUUCUUAUUCUAGGAGGCGGUGAUGGCGGGCUGUUAAAUUUGCUGACCUCCCUGCCUAAACCACCUCGCCAUGUUUUGAUGGCAGAAAUUGAUGAAGAGGUCAUGAAGGCGUGUGCCCGCUACAUGCGAUCUUUCUGCGGCAGUGUGCUCGACACAUACAAAACAGACUCCUACACAAUCAUGGUGAAAGACUGUGUGGAGGUUCUCAAAGACAGUGUAGAGCAAGAACACAAGUUUGACUACGUCAUCAAUGAUCUGACUGAGUUCUCAGUGACCAAAGACAAAUAUGGUUUUUCCUACGACUUCAAGACUAACAACAUAUUGAUGGAACUCAGUUACAAGUGCUUGGCUGAUGGAGGGAAAUACCUUGCCAGGGGGAACACACUCAGUGCCAAGGGCUACACAGAGAGAAUCGAGCAAGAGUUGAGAGACAUAGGCUUCACUUUUACCAGAUACGAAAACCACGUACCCUCCUUCCUCGAAACGUAUUGCUUUUACGAAGCUGUGAAAGCAUAGCGGUUGUCAACAUGAGAAAAACAACGCCCCAGGUAUUUCUAGCCAUCGCUGAUGCAACAACAAACCUUUUCAACGUUCGUCUCACUGAUUACCAAAAGAGUAUCUGCAGUCUUAAACAUUUGUAUUACAGCUUUAGUGUUCCGACUGAAUGGUGGAAAGUGUGUAUGACAUUUUUUACAUGGUUCAACGAAUGAAAGAGGUUGUGACGACCACUGGAUCAGUUUCUUGCCAUCUAAUGCGACAAAAGAAGGAUAACAAGAUAACAUAAACAACUUAAAGAGCUCUGCUGGCAAGACAUUAUUACCAAGACCAGCUACAUGCCAGCAGUUUAUUUAAUCCUUAUAUGCAAAACGGGAAAAGUUGCAUUGUAUAUUUUCUUUGAGUGUUCGUGUUCGGAUAGUUUCAACAUUUUCAGGUUUCAAAGACGUAAUCCGAGCUUCAAAUAUCAAAAAUAAACUGCAAAAGAAUAAGUUGUGUUUUAGAUUCAUAACAGUUUUUACUAUUCUAAUGUAAAGGUCUCGCAAUGACACAUACACGUUUAUAUACACACGAAAAAAAAGAAUGUUAACAUUUACUGUUUGUCACUUCGCAGAACCAAAAACGCAGUUGGUAUGCAAAUGCUUAUCACUUUUGUUUUAAGGCAAUCUUCCGUAUAUCAUUAUCGCGGCAUACACGAUUAUUUUCAGCUUGCUCUUUUAUUGUGUCAGUGUCUGUAGGUGAGUUCGAAAGGUCUGUUGACAUUAAAAUUUUGGAAAAUAUACGUGAGUGUGUACUGGUAUUUCUAGUUGGUACUAGAAUACUUAGGUCCAUUGUGUGUUGAAUUUUCUAUACAUUAUUAUUAGGUAUAUAAAAAGGAGUUUUUUUGCUCGCUCCUUUCAGAAAUGUAAAGACUAUAACAUGACUUUUGACUGAGUGUAAACGUACAAAGAUUUAAGCUUCUCGUUACUUCGACUUCAGGGUUUAUGGAUAUCUGUUGUCCAUAUAUAGGAGCUUAAUUGUAUCACCAUCUUCAAAGCUAUAGCGUUCAAUAAAGUGUUCUGGUAUUCA
Molecule: messenger RNA, 2398 nt
Organism: Pomacea canaliculata
Lineage: Eukaryota; Metazoa; Mollusca; Gastropoda; Architaenioglossa; Ampullariidae
Product: spermine synthase-like
Exons: 11
Coding region: 215-1351 (378 amino acids)
Biological process (GO): spermine biosynthetic process
Molecular function (GO): spermine synthase activity
Source: RefSeq, a predicted model, not a curated record